AUGUUCUCGACCAUCGCUAGAAAGCCGGUUUGCAGAGGAGCUGUGACAUCCUUGCGUGCGUUUCAUAGGAGUGCGGUCAUAUAUUCACCACCGGUUCCAGUACCGCUGGCGUUCACUAGAUACGAAAACAACGUGUCAAGUAACGACGUCCCACCGGUUCUCGUACUUCACGGUCUGUUUGGGUCGAAAUCGAAUUGGAACAGCUUAGCUAAAGCGUUCCAUAAAAACACCAAACCAGUCCGUAAGAUAUAUGCGAUAGAUGCACGAAACCAUGGAGACAGCCCGCACACGGAUGAGCAUUCAUACGAUCACAUGGUGGAAGAUUUGGUCGCGCUUUACAAAACCUUGGAUAUCCAAAAAGCUUCCAUUAUCGGGCAUAGCAUGGGAGGCCGAGCCAUGAUGUUGCUAGCUUUGAAAUAUCCUAAAUUGGUAGAAAAAGCAAUUAUUGUUGAUAUUUCUCCCUCAACUGGCUUAGGCACGAGUAAUACGGAUAUCCCGCUAUUUCUACAAUCAAUGAAGAUGAUUGAGAUAUCGCCCAAUGCAACUAUACACCAGGCGCGUAAGAUCGCCGACGAACAGUUGAGCAAAAUCGUGCGGGAAAAAUCAUUGCGAGAUUUUUUGAUUACUAAUCUCGUGAAAAACCCUAAAGAUGAAGGCAGAUUCCGAUGGCGUAUAAACUUGCCAUCGCUGGAGCGUAAUUUCACAACCGGCGUCGCCCAAUUUCCAACCCUGGCAGGAGUCAAGUUCGAUGGGCCGACGUUGUUCAUCGCAGGUGGAAGAUCUGAUUAUGUAAAACCGGAUGAUGUGCCUCUGAUUAAAACAUUAUUUCCUAAUUCAAAUAUUACGUAUGUAAAAGAUGCUGGCCAUUGGGUUCAUAGCGAAAAGUCUACAGAAUUUUCUAAAUUAGUCUUGGAAUUCCUCAACAAAUAG
Anopheles nili is the source of this 930-nucleotide messenger RNA. RefSeq names its product protein ABHD11-like. Gene Ontology annotation, cellular component: mitochondrion. NCBI's taxonomy places the organism in Eukaryota, Metazoa, Arthropoda, Insecta, Diptera, Culicidae. The record is from RefSeq and is a predicted model, not a curated record. The transcript is spliced from 4 exons. The coding region runs from base 1 to 930 and encodes 309 amino acids.